AUGGGUCGCUCAGGUUACGAAAUGCCCAACAACCGCUCUUCCAUGUCUGAUCCCGACGCGCCGCCUCCCCGCAGAGCCGGUGUGGGCUUAAUUGGCCCCAGCCCCUCCUGGUCGGCACAACAAGACCCCAAAGGAAAAGGGAAGGAGCGCGCUGAUGCACCUCCUGCUUCAUCUGAUGAGGCUCAGCGCAUUCCUAAUGCGCACCUUCCUCCGGUUAGACGGAGCGCGGAUUUCCGCGAAGCUGUCAUUGAGCCUUUCCCGGUUCUGCCUGAGAGCAGGAGGCGCCACCGUGGAUUUGGACUUGACGUGGGUCCUCGAACCUACACUCCGGUUGCCGCCGGAGGUGGUGGUGGUGCCAGUCGCGAGACUCACGCUCGUCCUCGAGCAUUGGAGCUGAGGGGUGGCAGUAGCAACCAACCCAUUGAUGUCGACAUGGGCGGCACAUCCGCUUCGUUGUCGGCUGGACCAGGUGGCGCUGACAACGGUGAUGGUAUCGACGAUGAUGACCUGGAGACUCCUCGCGCGUCCCAGUUCGCGUUGCCGGAUUAUUCACCCAGGACUGCUUCUCAGUCUUCGCAACACCCUUUACAACCUCAACACUCGCAAACUUACUACCAGGGGAACAGACAGUACAACAAUCUCCCUGCUCCUCGACGCGUCCUCCCCUCACAAGCCUCUCAGUUUGGCCUCGCCGCCAAUAACAACAGCAGCGGUGGUAGCGGCAACUUCCAGUCCCACUCCCAGGCCUCGCAACCGGCCUUCAACUUCAACAACAACCCUCCUCCGUCUUCGUCUAGGCACAAUGCCUUUACCUCAGGUACAUCUCAGCCAUCUCAGUUGUACGGUUCGAGUGGCUACGGAACUGGCGCGUACGGUUUGGACUCCUCCUCCUCCUCGUCCUCAUCCUUUGGAAUGAACAAUGCAAGGGGCAUGGCAACCCCCAACCCAGGUUCGAUGGGUUACCCCCCGGGACUGGGCCCAAUGUCUGCAGCGGCAAGCAGCAACCCCAGGACCGCCUUCAGACCACCGUCCGGAUCCAGCUCCGGAUCCAGCUCCGGAUCCAGCUCCGGCUCCAGCUCCGGCUCCAGCUUCGGACAGGGACAGGGACCGGGACCCAGACUCGAGGACCGCAACUUCUCUUUCUUUCCGCCGCAACCACCAACCCAGGCCGAGAAAGACCGGCGCAGAAAGGCGGCUCUGGAUGCCGGGUUUGAAGAGUUGUUGGCUAAGAGGCAGAAGAGGAACCACUAG
Molecule: messenger RNA, 1251 nt
Organism: Sordaria macrospora k-hell
Lineage: Eukaryota; Fungi; Ascomycota; Sordariomycetes; Sordariales; Sordariaceae
Source: RefSeq, a predicted model, not a curated record